Fimicolochytrium jonesii is the source of this 981-nucleotide messenger RNA. RefSeq lists its product as uncharacterized. Bases 346 to 807 code for a protein of 153 amino acids. The transcript has 8 exons. Gene Ontology annotation, biological process: vesicle-mediated transport. Gene Ontology annotation, cellular component: membrane. The record is from RefSeq and is a predicted model, not a curated record. Lineage: Eukaryota; Fungi; Chytridiomycota; Chytridiomycetes; Spizellomycetales; Powellomycetaceae.
UUUGUGUCUAACCUCUGCGUACUCGUGUUCAAGAUGCCGUGUCUGACUGCGGGGGGUUAGGGUUACCGCCCGUCCAACGCGUAGCACUGCGCAGCCAACUCCUGCUGCCAAGACGCUUUGCAACCCCACAGAACAAACUCCAACCGGCGAACGCAAAGGAACCCCGACUCUGACUUCCCGCACGGCGCUAUUAUACAUACAGUACAUUCCUCAGCCUUGGCACAUCUCGGCUCCGUGUCCGUGUAAAAAAAGCUUCCUCCACCCACUCCCCCUCUGCGAUCGUCGAUACGUCUUUCACACCCCAACCACAACAAAAAACACCACGCGCAUUUACAAAACGCCAAGAUGUCCCUUGGAUCGGAACUCAAGUCGGGGAAAUUCACCAUCUACGCUCAGUGGGCGGCGAUCUUAUCAGUGCUAUUUCUGAUAAUAUUCAGCAUCACGAACAUCAUCUCGCUGCUCCUCUUUGCGAUCUUGGCAUGGAUCGAAGCCUUCUUCAUGAUAUGGCUGGAAAUUCCGCUGCUUACGGUGUGCUGCCCUGGUGGACCUAAGAUUGACGCCUUCCAACGCUUCUUUCAAAACACACUCUUCCGAUCGAUCCUGUAUGCCGUCUUCGCCGUCGUAAUGUGGCUCUCGAUCCUCUCCAGCGCGUCAACGCUCAUCAUCGCUGCGAUAACGCUGUCUUUUACCAGUAUCUUCUACUUCAUCAGCGUCUUUAAAAAGGAACCCCUGGAGCGUUCGGGCAUGACGGGCGGCGGAGGCGUUGGCGCCGCUGCUGCCGGGGCUAGCGGGAGGGGGUUGGUCUGAUUAGUUCUUCCCCCAUGGAUAUUGGGUUCUGGACUGCAUUGGGAGUGUGUCGCGGCGACAAGGGGACGGAAAUAUAGGAUAGCGGGACGUACAGUUUUUCGUUUGUGGAUGUUGAUCGGUUUUGAGGAGGGAUGACAAGAACACAUGCCGGUUGAUGUGGACAUGUGUAAAUUC